AUGGUUUUAAUACUGCUCUUCAUUCCCUUUUUCUACUUUCAGGAAGGAGGCUGCAGUGUGCCUGUUGCUGUUCAUACAGAAGUGAAAGGGUCCAUGCUGUAUUUGACUGGAGCAGUUUAUAGUUUGGAUGGAGCUGAUUGCUUGAAGGACACUAUGCAGACGGUUGUGGAAAUUGACAACAAAGUGAGCGAGAGUGCACAGGAGUGCGUACACGCUGGAGUCACUGCCAACAGUGUAUCAUCAUCAGCCCUCGAAGCUGCUGAGAAACUGGGAAUGGAUCUGGCAAAUGCUCUCCUUAAUAAGGGGGCCAAAGACAUUCUCACAACAGCCAGGAAACUAAAUGAUGCUCGAUAGCUGGCUUUUUACAUUUUGCGCAUUGGCGUAUUAGACCUAGUUUUGGAACCUUAGACAUGCUGUUAACUUGGAUAAACCUUACACACAACUAUAUGCUCUAUAGCCGAAUCUCCAGAGCUUAAAUACAACUUUGAUUGGCUGUAUAAAUCUGUAUGUAAAAACAACCAGCAAAUCACUUCAGAUACUAUACCUCAGUUUAACAAUGUGACCGCAGCAAUUUUUCUCUCAGCUGCUGGUUCAUACACAAGACUACCGUCGUCUCUUCUCAGGCACAGAAUUCUGGAAGAAUUCAUGCUGAUGGUCUUCCAUUUCUAAUGUCAGACUGCCACCUUUAUCUAUGAACCACUUGAAAAUGAGGUGGUCAAAAUAGCUAUCUUUUAUAUCUGGCCAUGGUUUUUAAAUUUAGAAUCGAGUAUUUUUUAUCUUUAUGUACCUCUAACAAAAUAUGGCAUUUUUAUUUAACAGCAUAUCCUGUUUUUAAUAUACGAUGCAUUUUAGUAAUGGAGAAUAUUUAUUAAUCACAAUGAUGAGGUGCCAAGAUGUAGUUUCCUUCAAGUUCUUUAGAACUUGGGCUCCAUGUAAGAUUUUUUGACAAAGUAGGCAAUUUAAAGAAAAAUGUAUUACGUUUUAUAUUUAGAAUAUUUUUAUGGUUUUGAUCCCACAAUGUACCUUCAUGAUGUGAUUAAAUUAACCAGCAAAUUCUUUGACCUACAACGCUACUUUCUGCAAUUAUAUCAAUAUGAAGUUUCUGUAAUAAAAAAAAAAAAAAAAAAAUUUAUUA
Messenger RNA from Sinocyclocheilus anshuiensis, 1135 nucleotides. RefSeq names its product porphobilinogen deaminase-like. Gene Ontology annotation, molecular function: hydroxymethylbilane synthase activity. The transcript has 3 exons. The coding region runs from base 1 to 354 and encodes 117 amino acids. The record is from RefSeq and is a predicted model, not a curated record. Lineage: Eukaryota; Metazoa; Chordata; Actinopteri; Cypriniformes; Cyprinidae. Gene Ontology annotation, biological process: heme biosynthetic process. Gene Ontology annotation, cellular component: cytoplasm.